Molecule: messenger RNA, 363 nt
Organism: Melampsora larici-populina 98AG31
Lineage: Eukaryota; Fungi; Basidiomycota; Pucciniomycetes; Pucciniales; Melampsoraceae
Exons: 2
Coding region: 1-363 (120 amino acids)
Source: RefSeq, a predicted model, not a curated record
AUGGGUCGAAAAAGAAAUACUGGAUGGUUCUAUACUGGCCCUAGUCCGUCACCACUUGAUAGCCAAAGAUUGUGUAAUCUCCCAGGAUAUGUUGAAGUUAGUCCUGUUAUCACUGAGUGUUCCAAGGCUCGAUCGGGUUUAAACGAGCUCAUAUUGGAUAAAACCAAAGGCUCACUCAAGAAAUGGCCAUGGACUAACUGUGUGACAAAACUUGAGAAAAAGGGCUACGAACUUCGACUCAAACCAGGUUCGACUACACCAUUCGAUCUGAUUACCUCACCUAGCUCACACCUUCGUGACGGCGAAGCUAAGAAAAUCAACAAUGACCUUGAAUUGGAAUUGAUUGAAGUUGUGGAGAUAUGA